AUUGAUGAUUUUGUCUUACCGCCAUUUUUAUCAACAUGCUUCCUUAACGAUGAGGAUAUUAUCAGGGUAAAACUGCUGAAUGCUAAGCAGAAGAAUGAUUUGUCGCCUUGUGAUGGUCAAAAUGCUGUACAGGAUCCUCCAAUUGGGAAGGCGAAUGGAAUGCCUUUCAACAAUAAUGUUAUGAAAGAUGAGAAAUUUGAAGCAAAUUCACAAGGAAAUGGGAACAAUGAGAAUGCUGCUCAUGAUAGUAAUUUGUCUCUUAGAAUUGGUGUAAUGGAGCAGAAUAGAGAGCAUUCACCUGAAUUUUGCAAUUCGAUGAAAAAGAGACAGAAAUUAAACUGUACUGAGAAGCAAACUACCGGCAUAGGUGUUCGAGAUAUACAUUCCAGGAAAAAUAAAACAUUUUGUAAUCUAAAUGGUGGUUCCAAAAUGAACUUACCUGCUAAAGAUAAUACACAUGAUGGUGGAUUAAUAGAUUCUCUACCUGUCUCUGAAGUAUCCCUUGGUGAAUCAUCUAGCUCGAUGCCAUGUAACGGGAGGCAACAAUCCGGAGGAACCAACAAUACUCUGGAAUCUGAGCCUCAUAUUGCAUGUGAUGUGAAUAAGGAAUUUGUCCUAUCGAAUGCUACAACCAGUAAGCAAGACCAUAAUCAGUUUACCGCAGCUAUCUUUAAAGGAAGAACUUUUUGCGGCGAUGCUAAUGAAAAGGAUUUGAGUGGUUUUUGCAUGGAAAAUCAUGCAUUGUUAGGCAGAAAGCGUGAAGGGGAUUCUUCUGACAAAAAAGCUAAGAAUGCCAUGCCGAGCACAAAGUAGACUUUACUGCACUUUUUCCUCUAACACGGCCGCCUCUGAAAGGUGAUAUACUGGCUUAUCGAUAUGUUGAACCAUCAUCAACGGCUUAUCCUGUGCUUUCAGCACCCCAAGUUGGCAAAGUCUCAGCAUUUGAUUUCAGAUCUGCACAUAUUGUGUUGGUUCCGGCUCCUGAAUUUGAGGUCUUCUCAGAAGAGAAUCCAAAGAUACCCAUUUCACCCCAAACGGUGUUGCCUUACAAGGAAGAUGGCUCGUUAGAGAUCAAUCUCUCGGCACUUAUCGAUGUUCGUUUGCUGAAAGCCCAUAACUCGAUCGAGUUGGCAUGUUUGCCUGACGAAACGUUCAAUCAAAUUAAGAAAGACAAAUGGGAAUUGGCUUCAGGUAAAAGUGAUGGGAAUCUGUCUAAUGUUAACCGCACAGGAAGGGAAAAUGGUGCUCUAUAUAUUGGAAAUGAAAGGAGGGGUUCGGCGUCAUGGAUUUAUGGAGCAUCCCCUGCGGCGACUCUGUUUUGGGAGACCGUUCUGUCAAAAGGUGCUUUCGGUAAGGGUGACAAGUGUUCCGGUUCAGGAAAAUACUGAGUAGCCGGUUCUGAGGAAUAAUUAUGGACUCCUUUUUGGCUAUUGAAGUUUUUUUUAUUACUAUGCCUGAUUCAUAUGAUUAUUUUGGUGGUUAUAUUUGUAAAUUUGUCAGUUGUAAUCUGAUCAUUUUGAUAGCUAGGAUUUUAGUUCAUUAUAUGGCUUUUUUUGUUUGUCCAUGUUUUUUUUUUCUUGGGGCAUUUACAUGAUACCAC
This is a messenger RNA of Phalaenopsis equestris, 1600 nucleotides long. RefSeq lists its product as uncharacterized. NCBI's taxonomy places the organism in Eukaryota, Viridiplantae, Streptophyta, Magnoliopsida, Asparagales, Orchidaceae. Gene Ontology annotation, biological process: spliceosomal snRNP assembly. Gene Ontology annotation, molecular function: U1 snRNA binding; U2 snRNA binding. The record is from RefSeq and is a predicted model, not a curated record. Gene Ontology annotation, cellular component: Cajal body.